AUGGAGAACCCCUCAGCUUCUCCACGCAGAGGCCAUGUCCCCUGGCAGGGGCUCCUGCUGGCAGACUCACUUCUAAUUGUCUGGAUCCUGCCCACCAUGGCUGCAUUCACUGUGGAACCUGUGUCACCCAUUGCUGCUAACGAGACAGAUGUGCUUUUCCUCAUCAACAAUCCGGUAGAGAAUCCUCGAUUAUACACCUGGUAUAAAGGGCAAACAGACACCAAUUCAAGCCUUCUCAUUGCAUCGUUUGAGGUACCUUUAGGAACCAAUAGUACAGGGCCUGAUUACACCCAUCGAGAAAGAAUAUUUCCCAAUGGGUCCCUGCUGAUCCAGAAUGUCAGUGAGGAGGACACAGGAAACUACACCCUACGAAUCGUGGAUGGUUCUUAUGAUCAGCAUUUGGCAACCACACCGCUCUACGUCUACAACAUCCAAAUUAUCAACGAUUCCAAGCCCAUUGAGGGCAAGGAACUUGUAUUAACUUGUGAACCUGACAUUCCGGGCAUGACCUACCAGUGGUACAAAGAUGGUGAGGAAGUCCAGGAGAUCCCUGAUAGGCUGCAGCUGUCCUCGAACAACAGGACCCUCACUCUGCUCAAUGUCACCAGGAAUGACACAGGAAUCUAUGAGUGUGAAAUCAGGAACUCAACGACUGUCAUCUUCAGGAACUCACACACCUUGGAUGUUUUCUAUGGCCCGGACUCCCCCACCAUUUCCCCCUCAGAGGAGAACUACUGUUCAAGAACCAACCUCACACUCUUCUGUGAGGCGGACUCUAAUCCACCUGCACAGUAUACUUGGCUCAUCAAUGGGAAGAUCUGGGGAUCCACUCAACAACUCCACAUACCCAUCAUCUCUACAAGUGACAGUGGGUCUUACACUUGUGAGGUCCAUAACUCCAACACUGGACUCAAUAACACUGCUGUUAGGAACAUCACAGUCUAUGGGCCAGUCAUCCAGGCCUUCUACCCCAUAGUCAGAGAAAAGGACUCUCUGGUCCUAACCUGCCAAACACAUGCUCCUGUAAUAUCCACUCAUUGGAUCUUUAAUAGCCAGAGUCUGCAGCUCACAGAGAGGAUGAACCUGUCCUCAGACAACAGCAUUCUCACAAUAGAACCCGUCAUGAUGGAGGAUGAAGGGGAGUACCAGUGUGAGGUCUUCUACCUGAACUGUUCCAGAAGGAGUGACCCUGUCAGGAUAGCUGUGAGAGCUAUCGAUACAGAAAAUACUCACCUCCUGCCUGGGGCCAUUGCCGGCAUCGUGAUUGGAGCCUUCAUUGUGCUGAUCUUGCCAUGCAUUUUGACAUGCAUCCAGGCCUUUAUUGUGUGUUGCAGCAAGAACCGCAGGUAG
Messenger RNA from Ochotona curzoniae (black-lipped pika), 1350 nucleotides. RefSeq names its product carcinoembryonic antigen-related cell adhesion molecule 6-like. The record is from RefSeq and is a predicted model, not a curated record. NCBI's taxonomy places the organism in Eukaryota, Metazoa, Chordata, Mammalia, Lagomorpha, Ochotonidae. Gene Ontology annotation, cellular component: cell surface; plasma membrane. Gene Ontology annotation, biological process: signal transduction; regulation of immune system process. Bases 1 to 1350 code for a protein of 449 amino acids. The transcript is spliced from 6 exons. Gene Ontology annotation, molecular function: protein tyrosine kinase binding.